AACAGGAAAUACCGUAGAAUGCUGCAUGAGCAAUAAAGCGACGAAAUGAUACCAUUCGGCUGAAUGCCUUUGCUUCACGCUAUUUACUCAUUUUUGGAAGAUGGUUAGCUAGUUAUCUAAAUGAAUGUUAUCAGUAGAUAAUUAAUUGUCGUUCACGCAAUUACAAUGUCAUCGAGGAAAAGAUCCAAGCGCCACGAAGACGAGGAGGACAGCCGAGACCACAAGAGGCACAAGGAAUCAAAACAUGAUUUGGAUAAACUCAAGAAACAAACUAAAAAACUUCAACAAGAAGUACAAAAAAUAAAGCACGUUGAGACCUUUUAUGAAAAACCCCCUCCUGGGCUGAUUAAGGAUGAUGACGACAAACCUGAAGACUGUAUACCUGACUCACCGGGGAAUGAACAAGCCAGAGACUUUUUGGCCCAUGCUCCCACCAAGGGUUUGUGGAUGCCACUCGGGAAAGAAGUCAAAGUAAUGCAGUGUUGGAGAUGCAAACGCUAUGGGCACAGGACGGGAGAUAAGGAGUGCCCUUUCUUUAUCAAAGGGAACCAAAAGCUGGAACAGUUCAGAGUUGCACAUGAAGACCCAAUGUAUGACCUGAUAAGAGAAAACAAACGUAAUGAAAAGGAAACAAGGAUACAGCAGCUCCAGCAGCUGCUGCAGGACACCACCUCUGACUCGGACAGCAGCAGCAGCGACGGCGGGAGCAGCUCGGACUCCCCCGGCCAGCGGCGGAGCAAGAAGAAGAGGAAGAAGGAAAAGAAGAAGAAAGAGAAGAAAAAGCAGAAGAAGAAGAAGAAACGGAAGCACAGGUCCUCCAGGGCCAGCGAGCAGGGCUCCACGUCUGAGGACUGAGGUGGGGCUUCCUGCUUCCCGCCGUUCGCCCCCCCCCCCCUGGCUGACGGCUCCUACGGCCGUUGAACGCCUCGCCAGCUCGCUGCCUAAGCCGCGAAUCGCAGGGUGGGCCCUGACAGGCCUUUGUUCUUCCUCCACCGCUCCCCCCCCCCCUCCCGAGUCAGAACCGCUUAAUAAUGCAUGGAUCUCCAGCUCCCCCGUUUGCCGAGGGUGAAAGGUUAAUUAGGCAUCUUCAUCGGAUCACGCCGGGCGAGCUGUGACCCUGCGUCUGUUGUGUAAAUACGAUGUGUUACACCAGGGAUACUGAUGCAGGGGAGAUGCGCUUUACUGUACAUCCAGAUUGAAUGUAUGCAUCACAUAUCCAUAUAGUAUGUUGGAAGUUUGUUACCUUUACUUUUUCUGGUACAAAAAUAAAUCAAUCAGUUUACAAUGUUAUUGAGCCUUGUUUGAGAAGUGAUUGUCUAAGUUGGCUAAUUUGCUAGCCAUAGCUUCCAAUAACAGACAGUCUUGGCACUGCACCUUUGAUGUUUCAAGAUAUGUAUGCAGAUAUGUAAAUACAAAUGUAUAUUAAGAAGACUUCAAAUAAAUGAAACAAAAGAGUG
Molecule: messenger RNA, 1457 nt
Organism: Conger conger (European conger)
Lineage: Eukaryota; Metazoa; Chordata; Actinopteri; Anguilliformes; Congridae
Gene: rp9
Product: RP9 pre-mRNA splicing factor
Exons: 6
Coding region: 166-855 (229 amino acids)
Biological process (GO): RNA splicing
Source: RefSeq, a predicted model, not a curated record